This is a messenger RNA of Impatiens glandulifera, 1168 nucleotides long. Its product is annotated as CBS domain-containing protein CBSX5-like. Bases 88 to 1080 code for a protein of 330 amino acids. The transcript has 2 exons. NCBI's taxonomy places the organism in Eukaryota, Viridiplantae, Streptophyta, Magnoliopsida, Ericales, Balsaminaceae. The record is from RefSeq and is a predicted model, not a curated record.
UCUUUUCUCUUCCCCUGUUUCAUCUUCUUCAUUUCUCUUUCUCUCUCUCCUUCAAAUCAAACCCUAAAAUCUCCAUUUCAUCAUUGCAUGGCAGUUCAUUUGUUAUCCUAUGAGGUUUCUGACCUCUGCCUAGGAAAACCUCCAUUAAAUCCCCUCCCAAUCUCCGCCACCGUCGCCGACGCUCUCACAGCCAUCAAAUCCUCCGAUUAUCAAUUCAUCAGUGUCUGGACCACCGCCGCCGGUAAUGCUGUUCACGACCGCUGCAUCGGCAAAGUUAGUAUGGUAGAUAUCAUCUUCUACCUCUGUAAAGACAAUAAUCUCGAAUCACCAUCGUCAGCUCUGAAUUCCCCUGUCUCUGUUCUUCUUUCCGAUGUUCCUGGUCUCGUUACUCAUGUUGAAGCCUCUCUAAGUUUAAUGGACGCCAUUGAUCUGAUCUUACAAGGAACUCAGAAUUUAGUGGUCCCAAUUAAAACCUCUUCAAGAAGAAAAUUACAGAAACCCUUAUUCUGUUGGCUAACUGAAGAAGACAUAAUAAGAUUCCUUUUAAAUUCAAUCGGUUUAUUCUCACCAACUCCAACAAUCUCAAUCGAUAGAUUAGGAAUUAUAAACCCUAAUUUUCUAUCAAUCGAUUACCAUUCAUUAUCAUCAACAUCCAUUGAAGCAUUUUCACAGUCACUUUCAAGGCAACAAACUUCAGUAGCAGUAAUCGACGGUGACGGAAUUCUAAUCGGUGAGAUAUCUCCGUUCAUAUUAGCUUGUUCUACUGGUGAUCUAAUGGAUUGUGGAGGUCCGACUGAAGAACUGGUUAAGAUUAUGAGAAGUCGAUUGAAAGAUCGGAAAUUGGAAGAGUUUGUGAUUUGUUCUGAAACUGAUAAUAAUGGGUAUUCGGUUAGGAUGGUGAGAUCGGCGGAGGCGAUUGUAUGUCAUCCAUGGAGUUCUUUGGUGGCGGUUAUGAUUCAGGCGAUUGCUCAUAGGGUUAAUUAUGUUUGGGUUAUUGAAGAAGAUUAUAGUUUGGUUGGGAUUGUUACGUUUUCUAGUAUAUUGGGAGUUUUUCAUGAAGAUUUACAGUCAAUGGUUUGAAGAUCUUCAUUUUCAAAUCUCUGGUUUUGUCUUGAUGAAGAAGAUGACUAUAAAAGGGUUUUCUUUAUUUUUAAUGUGAGCUGUAAGC